This is a messenger RNA of Anthostomella pinea, 1125 nucleotides long. Lineage: Eukaryota; Fungi; Ascomycota; Sordariomycetes; Xylariales; Xylariaceae. The record is from the annotation of a GenBank genome assembly.
AUGUCCGAGGGCAAGAGCAACGGCAAUGUCCCUGACAUCAGCAUUGCCUUGAAGCCUUGUGAUUUGAGUAGUGUCGGAACCCAUGCCGAGAAAAUCAGUAAGCUGGCAUCCAACAUUUCCGAAGGCGACGAUACCACCAGGAUCGAGCUGGUUGAGACCGCCCGAAAGUUGGUCAGGGCUCUGGAAACUCCCCGUGAGACCAUGAUCAAGCAUUGCUGGGCUCAGCCAGCCGCGAUGACAGCCCUCACAGUUGGUGUCGACGUCGGACUGUUCAGGGUGAUGGCCAAAGAUAAUGGAAGCAGCAAGAAGGCCUCGGAGCUCGCUAAAGCUGUCGGUGUCGACAUUCCGGUCAUCGCUCGACUUCUCCGACACCUCGGCGCUAUGGGAUACGUGAUUGAGACUGGAGUUGAUGAGUACAGACCUACCGACUUCACAAACUCGCUAUGCAUCCCGAUCAUCGCCGCUGGCUAUCCAGUCUUGUCUGGAGGUCUUCUAUCAGCGCUCAACCAAUUCUCCGACUUCCUCGGGAAGACAGAAUACAAGACACCUCAGAGCAUGAGUGAUGGACCGCUUCAAUACGCAUACAACACGAAGCUCAAUAUGUUCGAGCAUCUUCAGUGGAUGGAUGAGGAUUUCUUUCCGGUCAAAGAACUCAUCGAUGGCGCCGACACUUCUGAUGGCUCAGCUUUCCUCGUCGAUAUCGGUGGUUCCACUGGCCACGACAUCGAGGAGUUCCUGCAGAAGCACCCCAAUGCGCCUGGCCGUCUCAUUCUUGAAGAUCUUCCUGUUGUUAUUGGACAGAUCGAAAGCCUAGAUGAGAAGAUUGAGCGCGUGCCUCAUGACUUUUACACGGAACAACCUGUCUGCAUGAAGGUUCUGGCGCGAAUCACCGAGGCCAUGAAGCCGGGCUACAGCAAGCUGCUCAUCAACGAAAACGUCAUUCCGGGCCGCAACGCUGCCUGGGAGGCUACGGGUCUGGACAUCCUCAUGAUGACGCUUCUCGCGGCCAAGGAGAGGACGGAACAGGAUUGGCAUGAUCUGCUUGGGGCUGCUGGGCUGAAGAUCAACAAGAUCUGGACCGUUGCUAAUGGCACCGAAAGCCUGAUUGAGUGCGAGUUGGCGUGA